CAGCCUUGGUACGCAGCCGCAGUGCGAUCACGUGGUUGUGUGCGAGCGGUAGGGAGAGCGGCGCAGGCGCAAGACGCGUGAAUUUAGGUUAGGGAGAAACAGCUGAUGCGUCUCUUCCGUGUUUGGCAGAGAAACUUUUUUGUGUGCAAUAGGAUCGUCGUCAGGUUGACUGAGAUCAACAACUUGCGAUGAUCCCGGCCACCGCGGCCGCUCUUCAGAGUCGAUCUUAAGCGGAAGGAGUCGCCUGUUCAUCGACGGUGACGUUUCGCAACAGCUGACGGAUCAUCUGCAUGGUCAAGAUGGCAGGAUCGGCACUCAGACGACUGAUGGCGGAGUACAAACAGCUAACCUUGAACCCGCCGGAAGGCAUCAUCGCCGGUCCGAUUAACGAGGAAAACUUUUUCGAAUGGGAAGCCCUCAUCACUGGACCAGAGGGCACAUGCUUCGAAGGUGGAGUAUUCCCAGCGAAAUUAAUAUUUCCUCCGGAUUACCCAUUAAGCCCUCCCAAGAUGCAGUUCACCUGUGAGAUGUUUCAUCCUAACAUCUAUUCAGAUGGAAGAGUCUGCAUAAGCAUACUGCAUGCACCUGGUGACGAUCCAAUGGGUUACGAAAGCAGUGCGGAAAGAUGGAGUCCAGUGCAGAGUGUGGAAAAGAUACUGUUGAGUGUAGUAAGCAUGUUGGCUGAACCAAAUGAUGAGAGCGGUGCUAAUGUGGACGCCGCCAAAAUGUGGAGGGAAGAUCGUAAAGAAUUCGAGAGGAUAGCUCAAAAGCUGGUGAGAAAGACUCUGGGUAUUCCACCUUAAAAUGAAAUUUUCUACUGAAAAGGAAGAGAAAAGAAUAAAACACACUCGGGAACGGUGGUACAUUGUUAUUUUUUCGGUUGAUGGCAUUCCUGUAAGAAAUAAUAAAUCUUUACCUGUUUAUCAAAUAAAUCUCGUCUAUGCAAAUA
Messenger RNA from Solenopsis invicta (red fire ant), 949 nucleotides. It is a transcript of the gene Ubc7, whose product is annotated as ubiquitin-conjugating enzyme E2 G2. The record is from RefSeq and is a predicted model, not a curated record. The transcript is spliced from 4 exons. Bases 291 to 803 code for a protein of 170 amino acids. NCBI's taxonomy places the organism in Eukaryota, Metazoa, Arthropoda, Insecta, Hymenoptera, Formicidae. Gene Ontology annotation, cellular component: cytosol; endoplasmic reticulum.